UCUUGGCGCACACUCGCAAGCGAAAAUUGGUUGCAACAUCAUCACCUAACCCACUGCAACGACAACUCACUUUCGACAUCCCGACGACCGCACAUACCGUCAAGAUGCCGUCCCACAAGUCUUUCCGCACCAAGCAGAAGCUUGCCAAAGCUCAGAAGCAGAACCGCCCGAUCCCCCAAUGGAUCCGCCUCCGAACUGGCAACACCAUCAGGUACAACGCUAAGAGACGACACUGGCGCAAGACCCGCAUCGGCAUCUAA
Periconia digitata is the source of this 260-nucleotide messenger RNA. The record is from the annotation of a GenBank genome assembly. Lineage: Eukaryota; Fungi; Ascomycota; Dothideomycetes; Pleosporales; Periconiaceae.